Molecule: messenger RNA, 1266 nt
Organism: Penicillium olsonii
Lineage: Eukaryota; Fungi; Ascomycota; Eurotiomycetes; Eurotiales; Aspergillaceae
Source: the annotation of a GenBank genome assembly
AUGGCGGACGGAGUAUUGCAACUCGUUUGCGAAUGCAAACAUGACCCUUGGGGCAAACAAGGCGAAGACUCACUUGCUGGGCGACUUUGGUCGCAUAUGCCUGACGCAGGAAAGCUCGACUCCUCAGAAACAUACUCUGAAGUGCGUAAUUCUCCUAUCUAUACGAGCCAAGGCAAUGAAAUUAAUAUCACGCAGAUGUGGAUGGGCACGUAUCCUUCCGUGCCAUCUCGGAUCCGUUCCACUGGGAAGCUCCUCUCGGAGCAUCUGAAGGAUAAUCCGGAUCUCGUAGGGCAAGCAGUUUGCGAUAGAUACGGGUCUGACAUCCCUUUUCUACCAAAGGUACUUUCCUUUGCUAAAGCACUUCCACUUCAAAUCCAUCCAGACAAAAGGCUUGCCGAGCGUUUGCAUGCAAGCGAGCCUGAAAAGUUCGGUGAUACCAAUCACAAGCCCGAGAUUGCUAUCGCUAUGUCACGAUUCGAACUUUUUGUUGGGUUCAAACCCCUAGAAACAAUCGCAGCGCUCAUGCAGCUGAAGCCGUUGAAAGAUCUAGUGCCAGCACAUAAGACUUUCGACGACGAAGUUUUACGGCAACUAUGCAAAACCUUGCUAAGCUUGCCCCCGGACACGGUAUCGGAGACUAUCGCAAACUUACAAGAUACAGCUUUGUCCGAGUUUGGUGACAGCGAGAACGUUCCAGCACUCCUCGAUCGACUCAGCAAGCAAUAUUCAACCUUCGAUAACGGGAACUUGAUCGCCGCUCUUCUUAUGAACUACAUGGUUUUGGAACCCGGAGAAGCUGUUUGUGUCCCAGCCGACGGCAUUCAUGCGUGGUUUUCGGGGGACAUUAUCGAGUGCAUGGCGCGCUCUGACAAUGUCCUGAAUACGGGCUUCUGCCCACGCGCUGACCGUGAUAAUGUCGAGUUCUUCGCACAAGCUCUUACAUUCACACCUCAUGGCCCCAAAGAAUCUCUCCUCGAACGGAAAAAGAGCCCGAUUGGGCUGAAAGGAAGAACCACUGAAUAUGCCCCGCCUUUUAGCGAGUUUAACGUCCUGGGUGUGAGCUUAUCUUCCGCGCAAGGUGAAAAGCAUCGGGUGAUCGAAAGUCCUAGUAUCUUCAUUGUGACUCAAGGUUCUGGAAAAAUGAGUGUGGGUGGAACAGUCCAUGAGAUAGGGGGGGGAGAUGUCUAUUUUGCCGGAAAGGACGCUGAGUUGGAGUUUUCGACAAAGACAGGGUUAAGCUUGUAUCGGGCGUAUGCCACGUUCUGA